Molecule: messenger RNA, 2662 nt
Organism: Cucurbita maxima (winter squash)
Lineage: Eukaryota; Viridiplantae; Streptophyta; Magnoliopsida; Cucurbitales; Cucurbitaceae
Product: rhamnogalacturonate lyase-like
Exons: 12
Coding region: 356-2545 (729 amino acids)
Biological process (GO): carbohydrate metabolic process
Molecular function (GO): catalytic activity; carbohydrate binding
Source: RefSeq, a predicted model, not a curated record
UUAUGCGUUAAAUAAAAUUAAUUAAGGUAACAUUGAAUAGUAAUCUAUAAAUAAAGUUAUUUUAGUAUUUGCCAUCACAUUCCUUCCAUACACAUACCCUUGCAUAAUAAAAUAUUAUAUGAGUAAUAUAUUUUUUAUAUAUAUGGUUGAAAGAUGGAAAGUUGGUUGGUUGGAGGAUUUUUUAUACAUUAAAUAAGUUUCCAAAUAUGAAGAUUUUUUAUACUAUAUCUUACAACAUUCCAUAUUCCACAUUUCGUCUCCUUAAAGUUAAAAAACAAGGUUUCUCCUCUGCUGGUUUUGCAAAUAUUCUGUUUUUGCCGUCUGGGGUAACCUCAUUAUUUAUUUACUUUAAUCCAUGCAACCAAAUCCAUUACAGCUUCUUCUUAUUUAUUUAAGCUUUAAUUUGUAUAAAUGUUUUGAUGAAGUUCAUCGACAUCGUCGUUGUUCGAAACUGCUACAGCAAAAGGAACAAAUGGAGAAGAAAGGCAAGGCAAGAAGGCAGCGCCCAUACUGGACCUGGAAACUUGGGUUCUCAGCAAUGCCGCUCCUUUUCUUAUUCUUCAGUUUAACCCUCGCCCACAAGAAUUCCUCCCAACGAAGAAUGGUAAGAAAGUUGGUGAAGAACAAUGAAUCUAUGUUGUCGCGCGAUGUAACGGUAGAAUGGGAGAAUCGUGGACAGGUAGUAAUGGACAAUGGGUUAGUUCGAAUCACUUUAUCCAGCCCAGAAGGCAACGUCGUUGCCCUAAAAUACAAUGCCAUUGAUAACCUACUUGAAAUCCGCAACCCACAAUAUAACAGAGGAUAUUGGGACGUGGUUUGGAACCGCCCAAAUAGAGGUAGUGCCACUGACAGAGUAAGGGCGACGGAUUUCAAAGUGAUUACGGCCACCACCGACCAAAUAGAGCUUUCAUUCACCAAAACUUGGAAUCCUAAUUCCCACUCUUCCUGCCCUUUGAACAUAGACAAAAGGUAUAUUCUCCGGCGCGGCGAUUCUGGGUUCUAUGCAUAUGCCAUAUUUGAACGCCUUGAUGGAUGGCCUCAAAUUGACGUUGAUCAGAUUCGAAUGGUCUUCAAAAUUCUAGGGAAAAAAUUUCAUUACAUGGUGGUAUCGGACGACAGACAGAGGAUCAUGCCAACGGCAAGGGACCGUGAGACCGGCCAUCCUCUGGCUUAUCGGGAGGCGGUUCUCUUAACCCAACCCAUCAAUUCUAACCUUAAAGGGGAGGUGGACGAUAAGUACCAGUACUCGCUAGAGAAUAUGGAGAAUAAGGUUCAUGGAUGGGAGUCGAUGAACCCACACGUGGGGUUCUGGAUGAUCACGCCCAGUGAUGAGUUCCGCACGGCGGGGCCCGUCAAGCAAGAUCUUACUUCCCACGUUGGCCCCACCACUCUCUCCAUGUUCGUGAGUACGCAUUACGCGGGUAAAGAAGUUUCUAUGAGAUUUGGAGAGGGAGAGGCAUGGAAGAAGGUAUUCGGACCGGUCUUCAUUUAUCUAAACUCGGGUCCGGUCGGUACUGGACCCGGUUUACUUUGGGAAGAUGCUAAAAACCAGAUGAGGAUAGAGACAAGUAGGUGGCCAUACAGCUUUGUUGGAUCCACAGAUUUUCCAUCCUCAAACCAAAGAGGAACCGUAAGCGGUCGGUUAUUAGUCCGAGAUAGACAUGCUAAGAAGUGGUUGAUGUGGGGCGAUUCUGCGUAUGUUGGCCUUGCAGCUCCCGGGGAAUUGGGGUCUUGGCAAACAGAAAGCAAGGGAUAUCAAUUUUGGACACGGGCAGAUGGGCAAGGAUAUUUCUCAAUCAACAACAUAAGGCCUGGAAACUACAAUCUAUACGCAUGGAUACCUGGUGUCAUCGGUGAUUACAAGUACGCCAAUGACAUCACUGUCACGUUGGGGAGUACUACCCGCCUCGGCUUACUGAUAUACGACCCUCCAAGACAAGGCCCAACUCUGUGGGAGAUUGGCGUCCCAGACCGGACAGCCGCCGAGUUCUAUAUACCGGAUCCCCAUCCCACCCUCAUGAAUCGCUUUUACAACAAUUCUGAUAUCCAUACCCCAGAUAAGUUUCGACAGUACGGUCUUUGGGAGCGCUACGCCGAAUUGUUUCCCCGUCAAGAUCUAGUCUACAACGUCGCCACCGAUGACUACCGCCGACAUUGGUUCUUCGCCCAUGUCACCAGAGCCACCCGUUUCGGUACCUACCAAGCAACCACGUGGCAGAUUGUGUUUCGUCUUCAAGGGCCCAAACAGAGCGGGAACUAUAUGCUUCGGUUGGCCUUGGCUUCCACUACCGAGGCGGUGGUCGAAAUCCGGUUCAACAACCCGUUGGCCAGACGGGCUCAUUUCUUGACCGGGUAUUGGGCCUCGGGAAGAGAUAACGCCAUUGCUAGACAUGGGAUUCAUGGGCUUUAUUGGUUAUUCAACUUCCAGGUUCCAAGUGGAUAUUUGGUGGAGGAUGAAAACAUUAUCUAUCUUACACAGAGACGACAUAUGGGACCCUUUCAAGGAGUGAUGUACGAUUACAUACGGUUCGAAGGCGUACAAUAAAAAAGGCAAAUACUUACACAAUUAGGCACUAAUCUUGUAAUUUGGGCUAGUUUUGAUUUAGUUAACAGAUUUUUUUAUUACUAGGCAUUCAUUUAAUUAAUGAUUAUUAAAGACCCA